AUGUAGAAGUAAGAGAAGUCCCCAUUAUCAACUUUAUAAAGCUUUGGAGAUAUAUCACCAGUGCCUGAGGAAGAUGAUACUGAGAUAAGGACUAUAUUUACAUCUCCAUUAACAACAAAUAAUUCAAAGAGAACUUAAUCGUUUUAAUUUACUUAAGGAAUCAGAAAAACAUCUUAAGUUUUAGAAUUAACUGAGAAGCUUUAUUCUUGGAAUUCUUAUUUGACUAAAAAGUUCUCUGAAAGUCCAACCAAAUUUUGA
Molecule: messenger RNA, 258 nt
Organism: Paramecium sonneborni
Lineage: Eukaryota; Ciliophora; Oligohymenophorea; Peniculida; Parameciidae
Source: the annotation of a GenBank genome assembly